AUGCAAAUUCCCGCAAAGUGCUGCGACUACCUGAACGACAGAGCUCGUUCUCAAGCGAUUACUAACCCAGGUCGAGGAGGCCCACUGCAUUUCGAGAGUGCUCUUGUUCUAGAAAUUAUGCGGCGAAUGAUUGUGAAGUGUCUAGAGCACGGUGAGCGAACUGCAAACCCAGGAGCCACACGUCGUGCGCGCCGAAGCAAUCAAGAUUUUAAACUUACUCGAAAAGACCUUGUCCAAGGAAGCACUGACCACCAGUUACUGAAGAAAUACAAGAAGGGGCAGAAGAGCUACCGUCUCGAGUCCACCGAUGCGAUAAACCCUACAGAUUACAUUGACGUUGAGACUGCAGCGGUAGAGUCCGCUAAUGUCUCGAUAACGAUAGAAAUAGGCAAUUUGAAACUCAAUCAACGGUUGUGCUCCAAACUGAAAGUGAAUGAAACAAAUGGCAGAGGUGAAAGAAAAGGUAUCGACAGUACAUAG
Messenger RNA from Peronospora belbahrii, 480 nucleotides. The record is from the annotation of a GenBank genome assembly. NCBI's taxonomy places the organism in Eukaryota, Oomycota, Peronosporomycetes, Peronosporales, Peronosporaceae.